AAUGAAAAGCCUUUAAAUCUUCUGCGUUUCAGUAUUAUUUUGUAAACAAAGAAUUAUGAUUUUCAUUUUCAAAUUUUUAACUUGAUCUUGGGACAAUUUCUUGAAAGUGAAGUUUUUACCUUUAUCUGAUGAAAAUGUUAAAGAAUUACUUCAAAGAUACUGUCAAUAUGGUUUUAAAGCGAAAUCAGCGGUUGCUUGUUGUCUAAGCCUAUGUUGGAAACAUGUGUGACUUAUGUGUACAGAUAAAAAUUCCAUAUAACUAUAUUAUUUAAAUUUGAUGCUAAAAUGGAAGACUUAAGUAAUCAAUUUACAAUUGAAAAUAUAGAACGUACACUUCAUCAUUUUUAUCACGAUGCAGAAAGUCAGGCUCAAGCUAAUAAAUUUUUAAUAUCUGCUCAAACAUCACCUGAAGCAUGGCAGUUUGCUUGGCAGCUAUUGUAUCCAACAAAACCUUAUGAAGCUCAGUUUUUUGGUGCUUGCACUCUACAUGCAAAAGUUUCUAAACAAUGGAAUGAAUUGCCUUCUGAUCAUUAUGGCCCACUGAGAGAUAGGUUAUUAGCUGCAUUGUUUACCUACACAACUGGUCCUAAAGUCAUUUUAACUAGACUUUGUAUCGCAAUGUCUUCUUUUAUUAUUCAAACAAUUACAGAUUUUUGGCCAAGUGCAAUAUCUGAUGUAAUGUCUGCGUUUCAACCUCAAAACAUUCCAAAUGCUAGUCCUCAGCAAGUUGCACAUGUUUUACUUGAAUUGUUAACUGUUUUGUCUGAAGAAUUUCAAACUACUCAUUUGGCACAAGCGCGUGUGGGUAUUGUAAGAAAUUGUCUUCGGCAGUCUCUAGAUCUAGUAAUGAAUCUGGUACAAAGUAUUUUAUCUAAAACUUCUGCUCCAGCAGAUUUAUGUGAAAUGUCUUUAAAAUGCUAUUCAAGUUGGGCAUUGCUAGGACCUGCAGUUCUUGAAUACAAGGCCUUGCUAUUUCUUGCAUUUGAUUCUGUUUACCGAGAUGAAAUUAGUCAGACAGCUCUUGAAACUCUCACCAACAUUGCUAAUCAUCCUGAAUCAUCGAAGCAUCCUUCUUUAAUUUUAGAAAUGAUUGAACAUAUUACCAAAUUUGAUGAACUAUUGAAGAAAGCUAGUCAAGAUUAUGAUAUGGAUAAACUCAAUAGUUUAUAUGGUUUGAUUAUUAAUGUAGGAGAAAAUCAUUGCCACUUACUUCUUGACACUGUAAUUAAUAAGCCUCAAAAGAAAGAUAUGAUUCUAAAGUUUAUUGGUUAUAUACUGCAAUGUAGUUCAACUCCUGGACAGUAUCCAAUUGAUGAAAUAUGUAGUGAACAAGCUUUUGGGUUUUGGUAUACUCUUCAAGAUGCCAUUACAACAUCUGAAAAAAAUUUUGAACACCUUCUUCUAAUAUUUCAUCCAGUUUUUCAAGCUUUAUUAGAUGCAUAUCUAGUAAAGUUAAGGUAUCCACCUGAGAAUGUAUAUAAACAGUGGAAAUCAGAUGAAAGAGAAUCAUUUCGGUGCUAUCGACAAGAUAUUGGAGAUUCUAUAAUGUAUUGUUACAAUAUUCUUAGGACAGCUGCUUUAGCUAAUUUAAUGGCCCAUUUGAACAUUGCAACAACAACUGCUACUAAUAAUCCUUCGCAGUGGCAGUAUUUAGAAGCUUGCCUUUUUGCCUUCAAAGAAGUGUCUGAAAGUGUAGAUGUAAAAGAAAAUCAGUUUAUACCUGUAUUUAUGAACCAUUUACAGAAUAUACCCUUGCAACACAUAAGAAUAAUAUCUGCAGCCAUGGAAGCAAUAGGUGCUUUUGCUGAAUGGAUUAAUGCUCAUCCUAAUGUACUGGGUUGUGUUAUACCACUGCUCUUAAUGGGUUUACAAAAUGCUGAUGUGGCAAUAUCUGCUACAUUUGCCCUUAAAGAUAUCAGUAGAGAUUGUUAUUCUUCAAUGCAACCAUUUGCUGAACAGAUUCUUCAUACUUGCUUGGAUGCACUAAAAGGAAAUAUUUUAAAAUUAAGAGAAAAAGUACGGAUCAUAGCGACCAUUGGCAAAGUUCUUUCAAUAAUGCCCUAUUCUUAUAUUAUGGAUUAUUUGGAUACUCUAUUACCACCGAUAUUUAAUGAGUUACAGGAACAUCUCUGCUGCAAAGAAGCAACUAUCAACAGUGCUGCAAUCAUUGUGCAUGAUUUACACAUGCUCUCUAUGUUAUUUGCUACGCUUGAUACUCAUUAUGGUUCAGAUCCAGAAGGAGAAGAAUCUGAACCUGAAUCUUCUGAGAUCCAGAAAGCAAAUCUUAAACUACCCCAACCUGUUCUUCAUGUUUUAGAAAAGUUGUUAAUUGUCUUCCGAACUGCAGGCAAUAGCUGGGAGGUUAAGGAGCAAAUUACUGAGGCAUUAUGUGAAUGUUUAAAACGAGCUGUGUCCAUGUUAACAGAUAAAUGCAAGAUGUUUUUGCCUGACAUGUUGAAUCUACUUUUGCAUUUGUACAAACAUUGUCCUCAUCAUUCAGUUCUGGAUAUGACUAAGCAGUUACUGAUUUUAUUUGCCAAUGAUGAGGAUGAAAGAGAAGCAUUGUCGAAGUAUUUUGCUGAAAUUUGUGAUCACACCAUUCAAAUUUCAAUGAAAGACUUUAGAGAAAGCACUACAGUGAUUGAAUCGUUUUUACAAGUAUUAGAUCAAAUAAUACGAAGGGCAAUAAUAUUUUUCAAGGCUGAAUCUGUUAAUCCAUUGGUAUUAUUUCAAUUUGGUACUGCUGCUUUAAAUCUUCCUGAGAAACCUACUGUUAGAGCUGCUGCCAGUUUUUUGGCCGAGUUUAUUAUGCACAGUCGAGAGGUUCCUAAUAUGUUGAAUGUUGUGAAUACACAAGGAGAAAUACUAGUGAUGCAAGUUUUAAAGGUCAUUGGUGGUGAUUCUCCUAGAUCUGUGGUAGAGUUUAUGUCAGAUAUUCUCAUGGCUUUUAACAAGAAGUAUUUUGAUAAUUUGUGCCGCUGGUUGGGGCCCUUCAUACAACAAGAGGGUUUUCCAUCUUUCAGAGUUACACAACGCCAAAAAGAAGAAUUUGCACGAUUAAUAUUAAAGGAAAGGACGAAUAAACGAAGAUUAAAAGAAACUGUAACUGAAUUUAGCCUUCUUUGCCGUGGACUUAUUGGCACAGAAUAUGCUGCUCAGUCUUAUCAGUCAUUAUCUUGACUUUGAUAUGUUUAAUAGAGUAUUAACUUAUUUCUUUGGAGAUCUAUUUUCGUAUUCUAGAUCUGAGCUAGUCCUUUAAUUCCAUUCAGUGUCAUACUUCCAUUCAUAUAUGCCUUGAAUCAUGACAGAUGUGAACAUAAGUUCAUUGUUCAUGUAUAUUUUGUAAAAUGGUUAUUAAAGAAAUUGGAAACUCA
Molecule: messenger RNA, 3374 nt
Organism: Argiope bruennichi
Lineage: Eukaryota; Metazoa; Arthropoda; Arachnida; Araneae; Araneidae
Gene: cdm
Product: importin-13-like
Exons: 20
Coding region: 286-3180 (964 amino acids)
Biological process (GO): protein import into nucleus
Cellular component (GO): nuclear membrane; cytoplasm
Molecular function (GO): small GTPase binding
Source: RefSeq, a predicted model, not a curated record